Morone saxatilis (striped sea-bass) is the source of this 2223-nucleotide messenger RNA. RefSeq names its product G protein-coupled receptor 171 (gene gpr171). Gene Ontology annotation, molecular function: G protein-coupled purinergic nucleotide receptor activity. NCBI's taxonomy places the organism in Eukaryota, Metazoa, Chordata, Actinopteri, Moronidae. Gene Ontology annotation, biological process: G protein-coupled receptor signaling pathway. Gene Ontology annotation, cellular component: membrane. The transcript has 5 exons. The coding region runs from base 283 to 1299 and encodes 338 amino acids. The record is from RefSeq and is a predicted model, not a curated record.
GUGGCCUGUGGUCAGACUGACGACAGCAACACGCUGCUACAGGAAAACACUUUUCAUCCGUCUGCAGCUUCCGCAGCCCCGAGCACAUGAGCUGCUCCAACACACCGAAUGAAACGCACCCCGAGGACCUAAGGAGAGCCCCGCAGAGUCCUCAGGGAUCCAACACGUGGUCCGAGGACCUGUGAGCCCCCCCCCACUAACCAGAGAGAGGGGCGAUAGAGGAGCUCAACUUUAGUAAACUAUUUACGGUGAACGACAGCGAACAGGUGAAGCUCUCCCAGGAUGGGUCCUUCCUCCAACUCCAGCGCCGGAGGAGCCUUUGAUUGCAUCGUCAACGACCAGAUGGGACCGUUCACCGUCCUCUACAUCCUCAUCUUUAUCAUCGGUCUGCCUGGAAACCUGCUGUCUGUGUGGGCCUUCAUCCGCAGUCCCAGAGCCAAGCAGCAGAGCACCAGCGUCUACCUGGUCAACCUGCUGGUGGCCGACCUCCUGCUGCUGCUCGCUCUGCCCUUUAAGAUCCUGAAGGACCUCGGGGCGGCGCCCUGGAGCCUCAUGGUGUUCCACUGCCAGGCCAGCGCCGUCACCAUCUACAUCAGCCUCUACGCAUCCGUCGCCUUCCUCGCCUUCGUCAUUAUCGACCGCUACCUACAGGACUGCCACGGUCUGCACUAUCUGCAGCUGCUGGAGGUCGGCUUCGCCUGGCUGCUGUCGCUGGUCGUCUGGGUGCUGCUGCUGCUCAUCAUGGUGCCCAACAUGGCUCUGCCUAUAAAGGAAGUAAAGGAGCAGCCCUACCUCAGCUGUUCCUCUCUGAAGAAUGACCUCAGCCUCCACUGGCACACCCUGACCGUCUUCCUCUGCAUGGCGUUGUUCCUCAAUGCCUCCGCCGCCGUGCUCAUCUCCAGCGGUCUGACUCUCAAAAGACUCCUGGGCAGUCGCAACGACCCCAAACUCUGGGUGGACGCCAGGCAGGCGGCGGGGAGCGUGGCGGCCAUGGUGCUGGCGUACAUGCUCAGCUUCGUGCCCUACCACGUGGUGCGGACGCCGUACACGUUGGCACAGAAUAAAGUGAUCACAGACUGCGCAAUCAAGAGGCAGCUGUUUCUAGGGAAGGAGUCGACGCUGAUGCUGACCGUGCUGCACCUCUGCUUCGAUCCACUGCUCUUCUUCUACCUGAACGCUCCGUUCAGACAGACGGUCCACAGGUUGUUCCCCUGCGGCGGGAAUCAGAGCAACGGCAAUACAGCGGAGCGGGAAAUGAUGCAACCUACAACGCCUGUACGGCAGGAGGACGCCGUCUGAACCGGUUCAGAGACUGUUCGUAAUGCUGGGUCAUAUUUUCAACACCACCUCAAAUAGAGUGAAAAUCUUCAAAGGAACACUGUGGAGAAAGAACAUGUAGCCUAGCUUAGCACAAAGACUGCAAGCCUAAAAUAAAUCUUGUAACUGUGAAAGUUUCCACCAAUGUGAUUAAAACAGAAGGGUUCGAGAUAAUGAGUUAAAAUGUGGAGAAAGUCUCAUUAUUUUGACUUACAGGAUCUUUUUUUUUCAUCAUAUUGGCAGAAAUUAGUUUCAGUAUUUAGCAGCACAUUUAUAAAAAACACCUUUUCACACGAGAUGAGUUAAAGUUAAAUGUUAUUUUAUUCAUCGAAUCAGUGUCAUGAUUUCAGGACUCCUGAUUGAAUUGAACUUUUACUGUGUAUUCAUUAUUUAACUGUAUGUAUCAUCCUCCUUCUCAUAAUAAAUGUAUAUGUAUUGUACUUUAUUAACAGGUCUGUUAAUACAAUAUCUGAAUGUUUUCUGAUGCUGUUAAAUGUUUUUUAAUAUAAUUAAAAAUAGAUUAAAACCUGCUGUAUAUUUUGAACUGGGUGUCGUUCUGUGUUUGGACCAGCAGAUGGGAGCAGCGGUCAGUGUUAAUCCAGAGCUCUAUCAGUUCCCUUUAAUACAACAAAAGACUUUAUAAACUUUAUAACAAUGUAAAUCAGAUAGCUUUAUGAGGUUGGAGGCUUUUUAAACAAUGUGCAUGAAAGAAAAAGGAUCAUUUAAAAUAUAUUGAUAAUAAUAGAGUAAGACAAAAGAAAUAAGUGUGUUCUUUAUGUAGAAAGUUGCUGUUUUUGUCACAAAGAUAUUGUUAAUGAUGUAAUUAUCAUCAACUGCCUCACACUGUACAGAUUUAAUCAGAAACAAUCACAUGUAACAAUAUUUGCUUGGAAAAAAAAAACAUCA